Messenger RNA from Cryptomeria japonica (Japanese cedar), 2203 nucleotides. RefSeq names its product LEAF RUST 10 DISEASE-RESISTANCE LOCUS RECEPTOR-LIKE PROTEIN KINASE-like 1.2. Lineage: Eukaryota; Viridiplantae; Streptophyta; Pinopsida; Cupressales; Cupressaceae. The record is from RefSeq and is a predicted model, not a curated record. Gene Ontology annotation, molecular function: protein kinase activity; ATP binding. The transcript has 3 exons. Bases 29 to 2011 code for a protein of 660 amino acids. Gene Ontology annotation, biological process: protein phosphorylation.
UCUCUGGGCUUUCCCCCACCUACUUUCUAUGCUAUUAAGCAGCCAUUCAUGCUCCCCUCUAUUCCAUUUCUACAUGUCUCUAGUUACUCAUCUAAAAUAUAUGGACAUGGAAAUGGAAGGGCUACCAGCCCCCAGCUUCCUCUUUCUCGUCUUCACAGUAUUCAUAUUGUGCCUCGCUUCUUCAUCACGAGCUUGUCCAGAAGAACCCUUCCAAUGUGGGGAUUAUUCCUUCGCACAUCCUUUCGGAAGAAAGGACAGUGGCUGCGGUGACCCUGCUCUUCAGGUGGAGUGUGAUGAUGGACCGAUGCCAUUACUGAAUAUUAAUGGGUACGACUACUACAUAAUGAAACCCCCCGAAGUCUAUAAGAAUGGGGAUUCCGACCAUCAUAUGACAAUAAUUGAAAAAAAUGUGUGGGAGGGUAAAUGCAGCCCAUGGACCAGUAACCUUGCGCGGCAAUCCUUGCCUACCGAUCAAUUUCACAUUGAGGAGCAAAACAUAAAGUUGGCUCUGUCGGAGCAGUGUAAUGCAACGGCUAAUUUCCCCCUUCUACAAUGUAACGGUAGUUGGCAUUACAGUUCAGAUCAAGAGUCCGAUUUCAGUCACGUAUGUAAGCCAGAAAUUAUGCUGCUGGUUGAGAGCCUGCCAACAAUUGUAUCAGAUCGAAUUCCAGGGUUCCAAGUAGAAUGGAAUAUCAGCCAAAACUGCAGUAAGUGCAGCUCGAGUGGUGGAUAUUGUACCCAUGAUCCCUUUACGACGCAGUUUUCGUGCCUCUGCAAAGGCGGCUUGUAUCCAGAGAAAUGUCCCGCUCGCAAGUCCCAUUCCAAGCAUAUUAUUCUAGGUUGGUCCAUCGGAGGCGCUGCGCUCGCAGCAGCAGCAGUGAUGUUGUUCAUUUAUUAUGUGAGAAGACGAAAAGCAUCUCCCACCCGGGGAAUUGGUAGCGAUUUCAGCCAUUAUGAAGGAACCGACAUAGAGAAAGACCAGAAAGGGUAUAUGGUAGGUCCUUUGCGCAUAUUCUCUUAUCAGGAACUUCAACAGGCCACAAAUUUCUUCGACGAGAAGAACGAGCUUGGAGAUGGAGGAUUUGGCGCAGUCUAUCUGGGUAAACUUGAAGACGGACGGACUGUAGCAGUGAAGAGGCUUUAUCAGGAUAACUCUAGAAGAUUUGAACAAUUUAUCAACGAGGUACAAAUCCUAUCGUCUCUUUACCAUCCGAACCUUGUUCGUCUUUAUGGUUGUACAAGUGCGGAGAGUCCGAUUCUGCUGCUUGUUUACGAAUAUGUGUCGAAUGGGACCCUAGCCGAUCAUCUGCAUGGGAGCCGAAGAAACCCAAGAGGCUUGCCUUGGGAAACACGUAUUAAAAUUGCCCUACAAACUGCCCAGGCCUUGGCGUACCUCCACAGUAUAGAUCCCCCCAUAUUUCAUAGAGAUGUGAAAUCCAAUAACAUUCUUGUGGACGAAUAUUUCGAGACAAAAGUUGCAGACUUUGGGCUUUCCAGAUUAAUGCCUGUGAAUGUCACCCACGUCACAACUGCUCCGCAAGGCACUCCAGGAUACGUUGACCCAGAGUACCAUGAAUGCUUCCAGCUUACCGAAAAGUCUGAUGUCUACAGUUUUGGGGUUGUUUUGGUGGAGAUCAUCUCUGCCAAAGUAGCCGUGGAUAUAAUGCGAAAUAGAAACGAAAUCAGUCUUGCUAUUAUGUUCAUAGACAAGAUUAGAAGAGGUGUUUUAGAUGAAUUGGUGGAUCCUGAUUUGAAGAUUGAAAAAAACCAUGAGGUUAAGGCCAUGGUUGCUGCAGUUGCCGAAUUGGCGUUUGAAUGCCUUGCAGGAGAACGGGAUUUGAGACCAUACAUGAAAGAAGUCGUUGCUCGUCUCGAACAAAUCAAGGAAAUGCAGCAGCAAAGCAGUGAGUCUUCCAAGCUCACGAGCAUCUCACCCAUGGCCUCUCCACUUUCAGCCCCAAUCAUGGGUUCGGAAAGGAGUGGACCAUAUUGGGCUCCUUUGUCUUUGUAGUUUGUAUGCAUGUAAGCCAUACAUUUUUUAUGUAUUCAGUUGUUUGUAAAGGUGUGAAUGUGGAAUAUAUGGGCCAAUAACUGUUUCCGUAUGUAUGUAUAGUAGAGUUCUUAUUAAGUAAACUACGCAUUUCAGAUGUUUUGAAGAUCUACCUCUUUUGAAUGAAUAUGCCAUGGAGCAACAGUGAACUUA